CUCACAUCCUGUGUGCGGUUGAGGAAGUGUGUUUAGACACGACUGCAUGUGUGAGCUGCUUCAGGCCAGUGCGGGUGACUUCAAUAAGAGCUGAGCAGCUUUGUGUCAGGAGAAAUUAAGAGAAAAACAUUUUGAGAUUGUCGGCAGAAUGCUUCAAAGGAAACCAUCCAACGUCUCUGACAAAUCAAGGAACAAACCCAAGCGUUCCACCAGUUUUGGGAUUUUCGACAGACAGCAGCCCACCCAGGUCAAAACAGAAGAGAAUGUAGAAAAUCCGCCUGUGGAAGCUGCUGAGGUGGAUCCCAGUAAAUCAGGAGGUCUCGGGAAGAAGAUGAAGAACAUCUCAUUGACCAUGCGUAGAAAGAUGGGCAGGAAAUACACCAAAGCCCUGUCAGAGGAAAUGGCCGAGGAUAAAGAAGCUGCGGUGUCUGAAGUCGUGGACGGCACGUUGGCCAAAGGCUGCAACCACUCCAGUAACUCCGUAGAGAGUUUGUUCAGCUUACACAGCGGCCAGAGUUCAUCUAGUGGUGUGACCAGCGGCUCUGAGGGUUGUAAUAACCGGGACAGCCUUCGUUUAGAAGAAGAUGUGCCCUACACGGGCCAGUUCUGUGGAAGAGCCAAAGUUCACACCGACUUCGUUCCCAGUCCAUAUGACACAGAGUCUCUCAAACUAAAGGUGGGAGAUAUGAUUGAUAUCAUCAGCAAACCUCCAAUGGGAAUCUGGACUGGGAUGUUGAACGGUAAAAUAGGAAGCUUUAAGUUCAUCUACGUUGACGUGCUGGUGGAAGAAAGAGCGCCAGAACCGAGGAUUCGUUCUCACCGGAGGAGCAGAAGACCCCGACCCAAAAAUCUUCUGGAACUUCUGGAAAGACUCAAUUUGGAGGAGCACAUUUCAUCUUUGAUGUUGAAUGGGUAUCAGACGGUGGAAGAUCUUCGGGAUUUGAAGGAGCAGCAUCUCGUAGAGCUCAAUGUGACUGAUCCUGAACACCGACACCGGCUGCUGUUGGCGGCAGAAUACCUGCAGGACCCUGAAUAUAAUCAAAGCCACAGAGAGAAAGAUGAAGAGCCCAAAUCUCCCACUGUAGAAGUCCAAGCCGAACUAAACGACUGUCCAAGAGACUCGGGCUGUUAUAUAGGAUCUGACUGUUCAGACAACAGUAAAGAGGACACAGAGACCCAGCCGGCCCCUCUCAGCCCACCUGCAAACCAAGCAUAACCACAGCCCUGCAUAAUGCUGUUCAACUGGCCUCGCCUGCCUCUGGUGGGUGCAAGGACUAUUACCCGCCAGCCACAACCUACUGUAUAUUUGACUGCGUAAAGCAGCCUUUGUGUUUCAAAGCGGUUGCAUUAAGGUGUCUCUGACGACACUGGCAGGGGCGUAGCACCAAAUUUUGGACCCUGGGUAAAAAACCAUCUUGCUGGGCCCCCAAAUCAUAUAGGUUUGGAACAACUUGAGGGAGAGUAAAUGACAGAAUUUAAUUUUUGGGUGAACUAUUCCUUUAAAGUUUAAAUGUGUACAAUAACAAUGCACCCAUUUUGCUUAUUUCUUCUCAACACUUCAUUACUAAGUGUUAAAACAGGCAAUUCCGCUAAAAGCUCACCUUGUCUCAUGGUCACUGCUUUCACCUGGCAAUGAUGAGGGGUCUGCUGCUGCAGGGUCUGAAACUGAAAUAUAUGGCUUCAAAUGGUUGCUAGAAUAUCCUUUGUCGUCACAAUACACCUUUUUUAAAGUGUAGGCUAAGUACAAGUUAAUUGCUGAUUAUUUGUCUGUUUAAAAUAAAUGCAGACUAUAGAAUCAUAGGGCACACUAACCGCCAAACUAGACAUUCAGCCUUUCAAUUACGUUUUUAAAUAAGUCAUUUUCAAUCAUUAAGAUGGGCAUUAAACUGAGAACAAUCUUGUACUUAAUGUAAGAACGUGCGCGAGCUAAUUUGCAUAACAAUGUGGUAAAAUUGGCGCUAACGAUCUGUGUUUUCGCGGGUGUUAGAUUUUGUAAACUUCUGUUCUGACUCUGGGGAGAACUCCUCCAAGAGUAGAUAUUUAUGUUAAAACAACGUCAAUGCUCGAUGAUGCAUUCGGAGCUCACCUUUCUUUUUAAAAAACUGAGUAAGCAACUGCUUGCCCUCAUUUGCCUUUCUCUCUUUAAUCUUCUUUUCGUUUUGAGCCCCUGAUUGUCCUUUCUUAAGGAAAGACAUGACUGCCCCUGUCUUCGUAGUUCAUAUCACGGCUAACUCAGCUCCUGUCUCAUCUCAUUAACUGAUUCACCGCAGUUCUGUUGAAGAAGUACCUGAACAGCGGGUCGUACCAUUUACAUUGAUGCGAGAGGGGUGGUGGGGCCCUGCACAGCAUGAAAAUGACUUUUUUUUUUAUUUUAUACCAAACCAGUGCCUAACUACAAGUUUAGGUUUGCACAGGAACUUUUUUAUUUGUACAAAAAUGCUAUACAAAUGUUAGUGCAUGUAUAUGUAUGUAUAGCAAACUGACUUCUAAACCUCCACCCCUCCUGCCUCGGUACCCUUUACCCCCCACAGUCCGACGCCCCUGGACACUGGAUUAUCACAUCAUGGACACUGAUAGAUAUUAAAGAUGACAUGUAAAUAUACUGUAAAUAUGUUGAAAGUGGUGAAGCUUUGCUCUUGUAAACCGUAUAAACUUUGCCUUGCAGAUACUAGACGAAACAACAAACUGUUGAGAUUACAAAUGCAUUAUUUUCAUGCAAUAAAAAGAUAUCUUUGUAUCAUA
Carassius gibelio (silver crucian carp) is the source of this 2742-nucleotide messenger RNA. Its product is annotated as SAM domain-containing protein SAMSN-1. The coding region runs from base 149 to 1216 and encodes 355 amino acids. Gene Ontology annotation, molecular function: protein binding. Lineage: Eukaryota; Metazoa; Chordata; Actinopteri; Cypriniformes; Cyprinidae. The transcript has 8 exons. The record is from RefSeq and is a predicted model, not a curated record.